AUGGGCGUCGGAAACAAACGCACAAUCACAAAGACGAGGAGGAAGACCAGAGAUGUGGAUCAGAUCAAGGCAGACCUGAUAUCUUCAAGACAUCUCGCGCAAUUCAAAGACACCAAAGCGGCCGAGGACCUCCCAGGUCUCGGGAAGCACUACUGUAUUGAAUGUGCCAAGUGGUUUGACCGAGAGAGUACUUUGAAUGACCACAGGCGUGGCAAACCGCACAAGCGCAGACUCAAACAGCUCCGCGAAGAACCUAGUCCAGAUUCCCGAAAAAUCCCUGGGGCCGAUACAGAGUCGCAAAUGGAUAACCAGAGGCAUGGCGAUUUGAAAAAUGAUGCCUCUGGAGAUAGGGAAAUGGCCACAAAUAAGCUGCGGGCUCUGCCACCCGGCCCAGUUAUCCGCCCGAGAUACCUUUCCGACGGAAUCUAG
This is a messenger RNA of Metarhizium album ARSEF 1941, 429 nucleotides long. RefSeq names its product C2H2 finger domain-containing protein. Gene Ontology annotation, molecular function: zinc ion binding; nucleic acid binding. Bases 1 to 429 code for a protein of 142 amino acids. The transcript is spliced from 3 exons. Lineage: Eukaryota; Fungi; Ascomycota; Sordariomycetes; Hypocreales; Clavicipitaceae. The record is from RefSeq and is a predicted model, not a curated record.